Vitis vinifera (wine grape) is the source of this 2593-nucleotide messenger RNA. Its product is annotated as LEAF RUST 10 DISEASE-RESISTANCE LOCUS RECEPTOR-LIKE PROTEIN KINASE-like 1.2. Gene Ontology annotation, biological process: protein phosphorylation. The coding region runs from base 228 to 2360 and encodes 710 amino acids. The transcript has 4 exons. Gene Ontology annotation, molecular function: protein kinase activity; polysaccharide binding; ATP binding. The record is from RefSeq and is a predicted model, not a curated record. Lineage: Eukaryota; Viridiplantae; Streptophyta; Magnoliopsida; Vitales; Vitaceae.
AACCCAUAUUCCACUCUUCAGACUCUCUUUUCAAGUAUUGAUACAUUGUAAAUGGAGUUACAGCAAUUCAAAGAUUUCUAAAAGGUUGAAGGGCUGAGAUUGGUCAAUCGGUACGACUUCUUUUAACGCGGCCCCGAUUUAGAAGAUGCCUAUGAAUUCAACAGUCCAAGAUAUGCGGCUGAUACGGCCCAUUUGGGAAGCCUAGAUCACUCCAACUACGACGCUAGAUGCUGUCAAAUUUAAGUACAAUUAUUUAUCAAGUCAAACACAUUAUCUCUCUUUCCAUACAUUUUUAUAAUUUUAUUCCAGUCUUCUUUCAUUAUCUGUAUUCAACCUCACCCUCAAGAUCCCCAAAAAUGAUCCACACCAGAAUACCCUUAUCGCUGCUGAUGCACCUCGCCAUCUUCAUUUUCUUCUUCCUACUGGAAAAAUCACUAUGCGUGGAUCCAUACUUCGAGACCUGCAGCCUAAGCAGAACCUGCGGUGGUUUAAAUAUAAGCUUCCCUUUUUAUAUUGAAGGCCUGCAAGACCCUAUCUGUGGCUACCUUGGGUUCAACGUUUCCUGCCUCCAUAACACUACAAUUCUCACCAUAUCCGAGAACCCUUACAUCAUCCACCAAAUUUUCUACCAAAACCAGACUCUUCGAGUCUCAAACGCCUUAGGAAAUGGCUGCCUUCCUUUGGGUCGCGACCUACUCCUUCCCAAUGAAGAAUUUGAGCUCGCUCAUCCUGAUGGCACCGACUUCUUCUUCUUUCUAUCCAAUUGUUCAGCUCCAUUGCCUGAUAAUCUAGUACGCUACAAGAUUAAUUGUUCUGGCGAUGAUGGAGCAAGUCCGGUUCUGGCAAUGUCUAAGGGAGAUUCAAACUGGGUUCUGGCGUCCGAGAAGUGCGGAAGAGAGGUAAAAGCGCCUUUUGAAGAGAAGGCAGAUGAUGGGAGUAAUGAAAUUGGGGAGGAAUUGGUGAGAAGAGGGUUCAUGCUGAAAUGGAGAGCAAGCGACUGUAGCGUGUGCGAGGAGAGUGGUGGCAAGUGUGGGUUUAAUAUCAGUGAUUACCAUUUCAAGUGUUUCUGCCCCGACCGUCCUCACGCUAAGCAUUGCGUAUCCAGAAAUGACAAGACACUGAAGCUAGCCCUAGGAUUAGGUAUUGUCGGAAGCAUUCCCUUCUUAAUAAUUUGUUUCUUUAUCAUCCGGCAGCGCCGUAAAGGGAAGUAUGCUUCAACUUUCCUCUCAAGGAACACUUCUUCAGAUCCCUCUUCACAACCAGGGUUGGAAACAGCGGGGGCGUAUUUUGGCAUCGCCAUAUUCCCCUACACUGAACUUGAAGAAGCCACUAAUUAUUUUGACCCUGACAGAGAAAUUGGAGAUGGAGGCUUUGGAAGUGUAUACCAUGGACAACUGCGAGAUGGGCGAGAGGUUGCUGUCAAGCGCCUAUACGAGAACAAUUACAGGCGGGUUGAACAGUUCAUGAAUGAAGUUCAAAUCCUCACUCGUUUACGCCACCGGAAUCUUGUCUCCCUUUACGGCUGCACCUCACGCCACAGCCGUGAACUCCUUCUGGUUUACGAAUUUAUUCCCAAUGGCACAGUCGCUGAUCAUCUCCACGGGGAUCGAGCAGAUUCAGGCUUACUCACAUGGCCUAUCCGAUUGAGUAUUGCCAUAGAAACUGCCACCGCAUUAUGUUAUCUCCAUGCUUCUGAUGUUGUACACCGGGACGUGAAAACUAGCAACAUUCUCCUAGACAAUAGUUUCUGUGUUAAAGUCGCAGAUUUCGGGCUUUCACGACUCUUCCCCACCGAUGUUACCCAUGUCUCAACCGCUCCACAAGGGACUCCCGGCUAUGUUGAUCCAGAAUAUCACCAAUGUUACCAGCUUACAGAUAAGAGCGAUGUUUACAGCUUUGGGGUUGUCCUUAUUGAACUCAUAUCAUCACUGCCUGCUGUAGACAUUAGUAGGCACAGGCAUGAGAUCAAUUUGUCUAACUACGCUAUAAACAAGAUACAAAAAUGCGCAUUUCACGAGCUGAUGGACCCGCAUCUUGGAUUUGAUUCAGAUCUUGCGGUUAAUAGGAUGACUACUCUGGUGGCAGAAUUGGCCUUUCGCUGUCUGCAACCUGAUAAGGAAAUGAGGCCUUCCAUGGAUGAAGUCUUGGAGAUUUUGAAGGAAAUUGAGAGUGACAAGCAUGAAUUGGAGAACAUGGACACAGCAGCGGACAGUGUUGGAUCCUCCAUGCGUAAGCCGCCAUCACCUUCACCAGAUUGUGAUGAAGUGGGGUUGUUGAAAAGUGCCCCGCUGAUGCCAUCACCAGAUACUGUGAUCGCUCGAUGGCCCAGUAUGUCUACUACACCAAGCGCCAGUGCUUAACGUUUCCCUUGUAUUUUGCUUAUUUUCCGAUGGAGAUGCUAACAAUAUGUGAAACAUGUAACCAGAUGUAAAUGAAUUAAAGGGUUAAUGUUCUUUCUCAUCUUCCUAUCUUUGUUUUGUUGUCCAUGUACCAGAGAUGAAUCUCAGAUUCAUUGUCUACUGGAUUUAAGGUCUGAGGGGAAUAUACCAAGUUAAAGAAGCUGCCAUUGCUAUGCCCAGUUUUGAUUUUGCUA